AUGGAGGAAGGACGCAAAACUUCCCUGGGAGCGAGUGUCCGCUGCACUGGCUUCGGCCCCGGGGGAGGCCGUGCAGUGGCCCCGGGCUGGGACAGUCACCGGGCUCCCGAAAGCCGAGUCCGGAGGCUCACGUCGGCCCGGGGGGAAGUAGAGGGGAAGGUAGCCGGGCCAGGGCAGGGGGAGCUGCGGCGGGACCGCGAUGGCGGGGAUCGUCAGCUAGAGGCUGGCACCUGCGUCGGGGCCCGCAGCGGAAGCUCGGGACACCCGGAGUGGCCGGUGGGGGAGGGGCUGCCUUCUCUGCCCACCACCGCUCCUCGCUUCUGGAAGCCCCUGGAUUGUUCCCUUCCGGGGCACGCUUGCGCUCGCUCGUGCAGCCCCCGCGAUGCUCGGGCUCCGGCUCAGGGCCGAGGGCAGCAGGGGUUGUGGGAGACCCCGGGGGAGGGGCCGCACCUGCGGGGCCCAGCAGCUUUGCGGUUGCAGCCCGGGGAUCGUCCUGAGCUGCGCCCGGAAUCACGUGCGAGCACGGAAGCUUCCAGCACCGCCGGCCCAGAAGGCCUGGGGGCUCAGCCACAGCCCUGGGAGGUGGUAUCCUUCGGGUGUCGCAGAGGAAGGAAGCGGAGGCCGCAGGAGGAGGCCACGCAGCUCCCGCCACGGUUUGUUUGUGAGGCUCCUGCACAGCCUGUGUUCCUCGAGAGUCAUUUGCAGCAGGAGAGGCACCGCCUUGCAGAGUGGGGAGGACCUCGCUGCUCCAAGGGGGUGGAAUUGGGAACCUCCUUCCCACCUUCCUUCGAUUUUCGAUUCUCCUUCCCUCCCUCCCUCCCUCCCUCCCUCCCUCCCUCCUUCCUGGCCUGCUCUGCCAUGGGGGUGCAUGGGGGUGUCUGGAACUUAGCGUGCGUUUGAGACUCUGCCUCGCUAAAUCUGGGCUUGGCUCAGCGAGAUGGAGUUUAACAAGCAGCCACCAUCAUUCGAAUGCGGGAGAUCCAAAGACUGCACUUUGGGGGUUUGGGGGUUUUUUAAAAAAUGUAUUUAUUCAAUUUUAGAGAGAGCAAGCAGGGGGAG
Molecule: messenger RNA, 1059 nt
Organism: Mustela erminea (ermine)
Lineage: Eukaryota; Metazoa; Chordata; Mammalia; Carnivora; Mustelidae
Exons: 3
Coding region: 1-900 (299 amino acids)
Source: RefSeq, a predicted model, not a curated record